CCCGCUUCGGAACAGUCCUGACCUCGAGCCAUUUCCAGCUGCAAACAAUGCUCAGGCUCUGGAGCCUCAGGCAGCAUAUACAUCUCCCUGGAUCUCGGCAUGUUCAUUUAACUGUGUCCAAUAAUGCUGCUGCCUCCGCAAGUACUUCAUCACCGGUGACAUCAAAAUGGACACCAAACUCUGUACGAACAGGUCUAAUUGCUCGAAAACGCGGAAUGACUGCUAUGUGGGAUAAUCACGGAGCCCGUGUUCCUGUUACAGUCCUCCAAGUGGAAGAUUGUCAAGUAACCGCGAACGUUAAGACUGUUCGACCAGACAACACGGAAUAUCAUGCUGUUCAAGUUGCAGCAAGUGAUAGGCCUGAAAAGACGACUACUGCUCAGAUGCUUGGUCACUUCGAGAAAGCAGGCGUUUCGCCUAAGCGUAUUGUGAAGGAGUUCCCUGUGACACCCGACGCUCAUGUCCCAGUCGGCACGACAUUGUCUGCCAUACACUUUGUUCCCGGUCAAUUUGUUGACGUCGUCGCAAAUUCUCUCGGCAAGGGUUUCCAAGGGACCAUGAAGAGGUGGAACUUCAAGGGUCUUCGUGCGAGUCAUGGUGUCUCAGCAUCGCAUCGUGCAGCGGGAGCUAUUGGUGCCCAUCAGGAUCCUGGCCGUGUUUGGCCAGGCAAAAAGAUGGCUGGUCGCAUGGGUGGCGUUCGUAGGACAACGCUAAACCUCACUGUGGUCCGCAUCGACACCUCCCUUGACCUCAUCUACGUGAAAGGAUGUGUCUCAGGCGUAGACGAUGCACAUGUUCUUGUCCGAGAUGCGAAGAAGAAAAUGACUCACAUAGCACAGGUUAACCAUGCCAAGGGUAACUUUGACAAGGUCCUACCCAAACAUGUGGAUGACUUGCCGUUCCCUGCGGGCACCGCGGAACUGGCCAAAGAGUUCCCUCCUGUUAUCGUCGCUCCUUCGAAGCGCCGCAGUCCAUUUGUGCCCAUCGAAUAGACAUCCCAUUUUCGUUUUGAUUGUUCAAGGCGCUGCAGCGCUGGAGUGUACUGCUGGUCGACAAUCCACCGGCGCCCGAUUCUUGUGAUACACGUAAUGGUAAUUCGUAUUCGUCCUCUCAAUAUAAGCUACCUAUAAGC
Messenger RNA from Somion occarium, 1132 nucleotides. Lineage: Eukaryota; Fungi; Basidiomycota; Agaricomycetes; Polyporales; Cerrenaceae. The record is from the annotation of a GenBank genome assembly.